AUGAAUGAAGUUCACGACGUUCAACCAGGCCACAUUUACCAACCGGGUAAUAAAAAGGAGGUUCGUUUGGUCUACCGCAUCCUGUCGGGACCUUACUGUGGUCGUCACCAGAAGUCGUUUUCUCUGACGAAAUGGGGCGUCGCAGGCGCGUGGGACGCUGCCCAGCAGGCGAAGGCCUACAUGUUGCAGACAGGGAGACUGCCUCCUUCGUUUGCGUCCCCUUACUCGAGAAGCAAGUUGACGAAUGCCUCUGCAAACGCCAUUGUGAAGCCAGUGCGGCCGCCAGGAGUGCCAGGGGUCGACGGUUUUCUGGGUCCCAUGGACUUGGAUGGCGGGGCUACAGCGCUCUUUCCAUCGCUCGCCGCGUUCUCGGCGACUACGAAGCCGCCUGAUGCGGCCCUGGGUAACUCACUUCACACUUGCACGCAGUCGCACAGGUUCCAUUGUGAAGAAAAGAACUACACGGAGUCACCGACCACAUCAGAGCUGUUGGAUAAAGCCCUCAGGUGCUGCUUGGUAGAGGAGCACAAGUCGAUGCCCACUGCCCACAAGAGCCGCCAGAAGCGCGCAAACAAUGCUGCACAGUCUCCAGAGAGAAAACUGCGACGCAGACAACACUCGGGUGGCACGUCUUCCUCCACGGCAAGCGCACCGCUCUCUCCACUGGGCAUCGGCAGCGAGCAUCCUGGGUCCGCUGGCCUGGACACUUUACACAGUGACUCCGCCGCCGCGGUCGCCGCGCAGCUUCUGUCCCCGAUCCUGGCUUCCCUAUGUAAACUUGAUUCGCGUGUCGAGUCCGACGACGCCAACACGAACGUACCCUCCCGCAGGAGCGGGUCCAUGUCGCCGUACGAGGCAGCGAAGGACCCCGACACGAAGUUGCCUGCGACGCGUCCGUCGAGUGGCGCGAAAGGCAGAGUCUCGAAACACACAGGAAAGGAUUGGAACACUUCUGACACUGAAGAAACGGUGGCCUCUGCGGGGUCGAACACACUACGGAAACUCCUGUCCCCUGCGUCUCUUCGUGUUUCUUCCCCAGGGAUCGCGGCUUUCUCUGAAGGCGCCGGCGCACCUUUUCCUUUUUUGCCCUCGCCGCAGACGGGCUAUCAACGAGCUGCCCCCGGAUGGGCCUAUCCGGGGGCUGUGCAGGCGACUUUGGAGGCCUCUGCGCGGGUCUCAGGGCCUUCUGCUCCGUGUUUUCAGGGGCAGCAGGGACCCGCGGGUGGGCCUUCAGUUCCUUCAUGCGGGGGCGCGAUGCCUGCAGACUUGGUCAAUCUGCAGAUGUUGUCUGGGACAGUUCCACAUUUCGCAGGAACUCUUCAGGGAGAGGGAAGCGGAGCCCCAUGGGUGGAGAGUCCGCCUGUGCACCCCGUGAGUGGGAAUGGGGGCACCGAAGGAAACGUGAGCCCUGCAACUGCCGCUGCUACCGCCCUCACGCUUCUUCAGUUAGCCGAGCAGAACGCUGCUCUCCAGCCCAAGGACCAGAGCCAAAUCGAGCCGAACGCACUGCAGAAGUUCCUCUUGCUCCAGCAGUUUCAGCUGCUCCAGGAGAAACAACAGGCGUCCCAGGAGAGGAUGUGUCGCAAGAGCGGCGAACCGCCGCGUUUGGACAACCAGGGAAGUUGUGAGGAGAACGGCCUUGCCACUGCCUCGAGAAGCACCCAUGUUUCCGCUGCGGACCUCUCAGAAGUGCAUCACUCCGAGGAGAGUUCCCUAGCAUGUGCAAAUGAGUGCGGCCGGCCGCGGUUGACGCACAAAGAGAUGCGUUCUGCGAGUCUCCAUGAAGCGGAUGACGGGAAUUCCAGCAUUCUAAAGUGUGUAUCGCCAGACGAGGAUGGAGACGGCGCGGGUCUGGAGUUGCCUCAGAGGGGGGGGGGCAACUUUCUGUCCCCUCUGCUACCACAGGGGCCAAGAGGUGAUCUUCAAGGCCAGACGCAGAACGAAGACAUCGAUGCAGUCAACAUGAGCGACACGCUUCGCAAUCUUCUUCUUGCGGCGAGUCUUCAGCGUCAACAGGAGUUACUCGGUGCCCCAGUGAGCCAGCCGUGUGGGGGAGAGGGAAGCAUAGCACAUGCCCCUGAACACUCAGAGACCUUCUUCAACAUUCGAUCACUUGCUUCUCUCUUGCCCCAGCAGUCUAGCCUGGGAAAACCCGAGCAGAAAGGCGUCAGCGACUGCCGUGGCAAUCCGACGGAGAGUGGUGUGCCGUGCCCCUUUGAAGCUGUGCAGGAGCGAGAGGCCCACGGCGUUCCCUCCCAUCUUGCGAUGCUUUGGGGAGUUUCCUCGCUCGAAUUGACACGAAAGAAGGUCAACGGACGGGCACCGAUCGGAGGCAGCCCCGCUGUGUCUCUUGAAGAAGCCGGGCCACUCUCGGUCGCCAGCGAACCGACAACGACCUCUCUGAACAGCCUCCCAGACAAUUUGACAUUGGGUAGAGAUUCCCUCCUCGCGGACAGCGACCGAGAAGAUGGUGCGGUUGAUUGCUCGACAAGAACAAGUGGAGAUACCUCGGAUCAUCCGUCCGCAAUGAAGUUGAUGUCGCCAGUUUCUCUCCCAGGCCACCCUUCUCCUUUCCGCGGGCCCCAAAACUCAGACACAUUGUGCAUAGCUUCAGACUGUGACGCAGCGCCGUGUGACUUGGGGGACUCGAUACCAAAUGGGCGAGACAACGAAGAAAAUGCCGCCUCUGGGGUAGUGACGAGAAACCGUGGACACGGCAGCCCGCGAAACCCGCCACUAGGCCAUCUGCAUGAGCAAAUCCGCCCAAACGGUCUGGAGUCUCAUGAAGGUCUCCGCAGAGUCGUACCAGCUACCGGGAACCAUACGGGCCUGUUGGGAGACCUUGUGAGUGCAAGAAUGGGGGAAACGUGCUUGGAUGAUGUCCAACAAGAGGAUCCAGAAACGGCUGCCAUGGCCCUGCUGGAGGCUCAGGGUUGUCUAAGUGGAAGGGGGGGUGAAAGUAGGGUGCCGUUUCGGCUGCAUCAAAUGCCCAAGAAUUCCCGAGGCGACAUCUUGGAUGACCGAGACAGGGGAGGGAGAGAUCCCCGGAAGCGAAAGGGUCGUCCUGAGUCCGCGGGCGAGAUAUAAGCAGAUGCGAAGCAAGACCGGAUGCUCUGUGACCUAGCGACGACUGUUCCCGCAUCACCAGGAAGUGCCGUUUCAGCUGAACUUGACACGCGCGUCCUCAGUGAAGUUGGAAAACGCAGAAAGAUUCAGCCCACUCUGCAUCAGUGAAGAAAACGUGGAAAGCCGCCGAACAGCCUCAAGUUUCGCUCAUAUGCGAGUUCGAUUCCAUCGGUUUGACAGGCGUUCUUCAAAACCUGUGCAUCGUGGAUUUGCACACGAUCGUCGGUUUUUCAGUUCGGCAUA
This is a messenger RNA of Toxoplasma gondii ME49, 3369 nucleotides long. RefSeq names its product AP2 domain transcription factor AP2VIII-5 (gene AP2VIII5). The record is from RefSeq and is a predicted model, not a curated record. NCBI's taxonomy places the organism in Eukaryota, Apicomplexa, Conoidasida, Eucoccidiorida, Sarcocystidae. The transcript has 3 exons. The coding region runs from base 1 to 3087 and encodes 1028 amino acids.